GAAGAGAACCGCGGCACUCGUUCAGUAGUUUCUCGGACGCCGCACCGGCAUCAUCCGACCCUGCGAGAUAACCCCGCGCGCGCGCGCGGCCGCGACCCCCGUGUGACAAUUGCGUGCGUGGUACGCGUGGUCCGGCGGCCCGGCUCCCGGUCCUGCCUCGCGCGAACGUCCGAUCGUCGCCCGUAUAUCCCCUUCGAAACUGGAAAAGAUCGAUGGUCGAAUGGUCCUUAUCGAUGAGAUAUUUUCGGAGCAUUUUUAACGGCGUUUGUCGAAACACGCGCGAUCGAUUUUACAAGUCAAUUUUGAAUCUUGUCCCCUUCCUGUCAUGUGAAUCAGUGCAAGUUUGCGACAGAAGUAUUCUACCGCGAGAGAUGUCGAUUAAGAGAGGGGGAGGGUUUAUAUUCUUUCUGCGUGAAUGAUGAUAACUAAUCGUGAAGAAGUGUUAGUGCGUGGGGAUCUACUAGCGCCGAUUUUUUGCGAGAGAAUUAUUCCAUGAUUGAUAGCGACUUCGGAAGAAUACGCGAGAUCCGGAAAAACGGAAAUCGGUGAGACAGAUCGGCGGAGAGGAUCCGCAGAAAAAAAGAGAACGAGAGAGAGAGAGAAGGAGAGAGAAAGAAACCCGUUAAGGCGGUGCGAGGUAACGCGUAUCGACUCUCGCCGAUUAAUAGCAACGCGGAGAGAGAAGGAAGACGAACGAAAGAGAGAGAAGGAGAGGAAGAGACGAGAGAAGACGAAAGAGAGAGAAAGGGAGGAAGAGACGAGGACCGAGCGAGGUCGUCGAAAGUAACCGUUAACGUCAACCUGCAUACUGCGAAAAAAACCGUUUAAAAGAAGAUCAGCCACGCCGAUCAUCAUCGUCGGGGAGCCGAUCGAAUCAAUUCACUAUCAGGAUCAUUCGCAGUGCAUCGACCAUCCUCGGCGAUACAUUCUAUCUAUUUUUCCAUCUGUUUAUAUCGUCAAAACUGAGAUAACACCGUGAACCAGAUGUCACCCCGCGAUUCAUUGAUUCCUCAUCGGCGAUAGAUUGUCCUGGGAUACCGAUACCGACCGGUCAGUUUGAUCCUGACGCGUGCCCGGCGAUAACAGCAAUAAUGCGAGAGUGUCGAAAACGCGAUGCAUGGACGAACCGACAGUAUCUUUAUCAGAAUCUUCAUUCUUCGCGGUUAACAUCUCCCCGAGACGCUAUCUUCAGAGGACGGAAGUGACUGGAAAUCGACUGUGAUGUCAGCUGGCAGCGCGCGCGGCCCUCAGCGAUACUGUAUUAACGACAACGAGGAGGGCGAUAACGAAGACAACGAUCUCGGAGCACCGGUGGAAAAAAGCGAGGGUGGUCUUCGCGCUCUUGCGCGGAAGACGCAAGAGUGAAAGUUGCGACGGCGGUAAAUCCUGCGGGAGACGAUUACAAACGCGGCUAAGGUGGAGGAGAGCAAAGAGAGAAGUGUCGGAUGAGACCGUCAUGCCCGCUGAGGUUGACACGGGCGGGCAUUGGGUGCUGCACUGUAAUUCCCGUGCCGACCGCCCGACUACGACGUCGAUUCACGUGUCGAUUUUCGCGAGACUUCCCGGGAUCGAUGAAGACCGAGGGCCGAGCGAGGCGAGAAGGAGAGCCCUGAAGGAUCGACGACAGCAAAUCGGGAUUCACGCGAGAGAGGUGCAGCCGACGACGAAUUAUCGUAAUCAAAAAUCGCUGUCCGUGCUCGGUUCAUCCACGAGGAUCCCGAGAAUCAACGACCGGGAAGAGACGAUUCCGUCAGCGACGGAUCGCGCGUCAUCGCAGUCCUCGCGUCGAAGACGAAGAGGAGACGGAUUUCUAGCGUACCUCGCGUCGAGGGAAUUCCCGCGCAUAAUCGAGAAUGUUUGUCUCCCGAUCACGUGGAAGUCGCAGGAGAGCGAGGAGAAAGAGCGAGCGGAAUCGCGGCUACGAGACGUCGAGACAAGACAGCCUGACCCCGCGAUAGCGGAUUCGAUUGCAGAGCGUCGAAGUCUCCAAGAUCGAUCCCAGACGCGGCCGCGGCCCGCGGUCUGCGAUAGGAAGAAUCUCGAUAUCCGAUAUCGGCGUCAGACCGAUUGUCUGGGAAGGACGAGGAUAACGGAAGAAAAUUCUCUUCUCUCUAGUCACCGUUCGUGUACUCGCUCGGAGCAGCGAUCCUUCGGGGAGGAUGAUGAGGGAUUUCUCGGCGAGCAAUUUAACGACACGCGACCGGACGAGAGCGCGCGAUCGAACCGCGAUUCGGGAGGACUCGAUGAACGCUCGGCGAAGCAGGAGAGGGAGCGGAUCGAAAGGCUCGACCAGGACAGGAAGAGGAUCAGAAACAGGCGCGCGUACCGCGUCCGCUCGUUCCUUCAACUGGCCUUUCUUCUCUUCCUCGUCGCCUUCGGGCGAUGCGGACCCGGCUUGUCGGGUGUGAUUAAGUUCAGUGCGAGACCGACCGCGAGUGUUCUGGGGAUCGGCGCGAUUAUUAGUGCAGUGAGUGCAAGAUCGAUCGAUCUGACCGGUGACGCGGGCACCCGCGCCGAAAGAUCGGCCAAUCUCUCGCACAUCACCGGGUCCUCGCGAAAGAUACAGAUGUACGUUAGGAAUCGUCAUCUACAAAUCCUGCCGGAUGGCACGGUGAACGGCUCCAAUGAUGAUUCCUCCGAUUAUACGAUUUUUCAAAGGAUAUCGGUAUCGAGAGGUCAAUUAAAGAUUCAAGGCGUAGCAACCUGUCUUUACCUCUGCAUGGACUCCUGCGGUCUACUUUACGGUUCUCGCGAAUUUACAAUCGACUGCGUCUUCAAUGAAACCUUGGAGCAACAUAAUUACAACACUUACAGCUCGGCACGCUGGUCCACGACAAAAAAGACGCUGUAUCUUGGCUUGGACCGCCGCGGCCGCUCAAAGAAAGUAAUAGUAACUAGAGGUCAUCACCUGGGUAAACUAUCGGCCUAUGCCCGAGUGUUGACGAAGGUGGCUCCGUUUGAUCGAGUAGAAGCCCUUCACAGGCGGAUGUUGGGCGCACAACACAACGUGCGCCAUCGACAUCAUCGUCAUCUGUCACAUGGCGGUAACAUGGCGCAACAAUCCGUCUGUCCCACUCUGCCGCCUCAAGAGAAGGACAACAGGGACAUCUUCAGAUGCCGUAAACGAAAGAAGAGGAAGAAGCGGAAGCGACGGUGUAGACCGGACGAGCAGCCUGGUCCCCAGUGCCGAGUCGUCGAGGAAUCUACCACGAGUCCCACGGACAUCGACGCGUCUUCGGAGAUGAGCAACAUCACCACCCCGGAAUCUAAAAGAUCCUGCGAGGGGGCGGCCAGCGAGGAGGCCUGCAGACGUCAGGCUCUUUCGGUACCGGCGAAGAAGCGGAAGUCACGGAUAGACGGCGGCGACGGCGGCAGCAGCGGAAAUCUCAACAACGGUAAGAACAAAGCAUCAACAUCAAACGCGAAAAAGCCAAACGUCAACAUCGCCGAUAGUCAAAGUAAAAAGCCUGAUUUGACGGACGGGAAAAAGACGAAGAGGAAGGGUCCACCGAGCAGAGGGAAAGCGAUGGUCCCGUCCCGGAGGCAGUACGAGUCUGGCACAGUCCAGACCUUUUUGCCGCUAACAACGCCCACCAGCGAAGAGCAGCAGGUCUCGACAGCCAUAUCAUCCUCGUUGCCGUCUCCUCUUGGUGUGUCAACCGCUCCCUCCUCCGCCAGAAGGUCGAAUUCGCCGUCUUCUGGCCGUAGGAAACCGUCGCCGUCUUCGAGGAAUCACGUCACGAGACCGAUGAGCUCGCUUAGGAAAGGAAAGUCGUUUUCAAGUUCGCUGGGUCGAGCGAAAUCGACGCCGAUGAGCGAGAUAAAUCUCCCGUCGACUACCAAAGUUCCUGAAACCACGAGCGCGUGGUAUGCCACAUCUUUUCCUCAACUUCCUACAUCCUCGUCAGUUCCCUCCUCUUCGUCCUUGCUCUGGCAGUCGGCCGAAAACUCUACAAAUUCACUGUCGAACUCUUCGCUCGUUGAUGAGGAAUCGCUCUCAACCGUCACGAGCGAAUUUACGACUGAAAUGGUAGAGUCGAUUGCGGAAACGACAUUCAGACAGGACGAGUAGGAUGUCAAUGGUUCUAAUAUGAUCGAGACAAUCCCGAGAACGACUACAAAAUUUCUUAUGAAACUAUUGGCAAUAUGACGUUUCUCAUUUUUUCGAAUGGUAGGAGGAUAUCUGCGAAUGUCAUUGUAAACUAUGUGUAUAUAGAAAUCACUCUAUACGUACUACAACUUACUCCACUUUCGUAUACGACAAGUAUACAUGUGGUGUAUGAUAUCGUGCCGAAGUUUCCAUACUCGCGAUAUAAGGGGACCGAUAUGG
This is a messenger RNA of Camponotus floridanus (Florida carpenter ant), 4330 nucleotides long. RefSeq lists its product as uncharacterized. Gene Ontology annotation, biological process: animal organ morphogenesis; positive regulation of cell population proliferation; fibroblast growth factor receptor signaling pathway. Lineage: Eukaryota; Metazoa; Arthropoda; Insecta; Hymenoptera; Formicidae. Gene Ontology annotation, molecular function: fibroblast growth factor receptor binding; growth factor activity. The record is from RefSeq and is a predicted model, not a curated record. Bases 1457 to 4072 code for a protein of 871 amino acids. The transcript is spliced from 3 exons. Gene Ontology annotation, cellular component: cytoplasm.